Messenger RNA from Myodes glareolus (Bank vole), 788 nucleotides. Lineage: Eukaryota; Metazoa; Chordata; Mammalia; Rodentia; Cricetidae. The record is from RefSeq and is a predicted model, not a curated record.
AUGGCCAUUGCGAAUCUGAAACAUGGCAAUACCACCUGCCCAGAAGACUGGAUUGGAUUUGGAAGUAAAUGUUUUCAUUUUUCUGAACACACAAGUAACUGGACAUCCAGCCAGAUCUCCUGUAUGGAACUGGGGGCCCAUCUAACUCAGUUUGGCCGUCAGGAGGAGCUGAAUUUCCUGAAUAGAAAAAAUGGGCAUUCAGCUGCCUGGAUUGGCCUGUACAGAGAGUCAUCUGAGCAGCCUUGGAUGUGGACAAACAACAAUGAAUAUAACAACUUGGUUCCCAUCCGCGGAGACGGAAACCAUGCCUACCUGAGUGACAGAGGGAUCAGCAGUGGCAGGGACUACAUAUGUAGGAGCUGGAUUUGUAGCAAGCCCAAGAGCUAUACUUUAGUGGAUUCACAGCUUGUGUAGAGAGUGUGUCAAAGUAAUCAUGAGAGAUCUGUAACAUGUUUUCUACAGUCACAGCAUUAUUUUUUUAUCUUAUAUAAAUAUCCCAAGCAAUUCAUAUUCUGUGGUGUCAUCAGUGAUGAAAAUUAUCACAGGCGACUAUACUUACGGGUACUUGGGAGAGUAUGGGUGAUCCUAAAUUAAGUAAGUGUUUUGGUAUGGGUUGGCCAUAUGAAUUACAAUCAUAUCAGUAUUAGUGACCCCCCAAUUUUAUGGCCAGACAAUGCAGUUUUUUCAUUAGUUUCUACUUUGAAUGACAGGUACUUUUAAAAAUGAAGGGAGGAACUGGGCAGUGGUGACAGAUGCCUUUAAUCCCAGCACUUGGGAGGCAGAGGCAG